Gaeumannomyces tritici R3-111a-1 is the source of this 3959-nucleotide messenger RNA. RefSeq lists its product as hypothetical. Bases 542 to 3607 code for a protein of 1021 amino acids. Gene Ontology annotation, molecular function: K48-linked deubiquitinase activity; cysteine-type carboxypeptidase activity; cysteine-type deubiquitinase activity. The transcript has a single exon. Gene Ontology annotation, cellular component: cytosol; cell periphery. Gene Ontology annotation, biological process: protein K48-linked deubiquitination. Lineage: Eukaryota; Fungi; Ascomycota; Sordariomycetes; Magnaporthales; Magnaporthaceae. The record is from RefSeq and is a predicted model, not a curated record.
CUCUUCCUUGCGUAAUCCACACCCAGUUGGGGUCUGUGGGGAAGUCGGAAGCCUACUCAAUCCGCCUUGCUCAGCUCGCGCCAACGCGGGGUGACGCAAGCUCCGGUUGCUGGCCCUGCCUCGCCUGUCGUCAGCUUCCCUUCUGCAAGCCAAGGUAAGACAGGCACGCGGCCCAGCUUGUGCCACACCAACCCGCACUGCUCGCAAUCCUAGCCUUCGCACACUCGUCCUGUGCGAUCCCACCGCAAUCCCCUUUGACGACCAGUCUUGGGAAAUGCUGGGUGCAUGUUGCAGAACCAUGUGUAUCUAGCGGCCAGCAUGGUCCAAGCACCGCAAGCAUCACAAGCAUCACGAACAGACCGAGGCGCCUUAUCCCGUCGACCGUGCCACCUCUGAUCUCGCCACCUCUCGUCAGUCAGCUUCGUCGCCGGCGAUUGCUCCAAGCAGCAAUAAUCCGAAGGGCACGCCUGGUCAGCUCGGGCCCGAAGCCCAAAACGUUUACAGCAAACAGGCCUGCCAGGGCUACGUCGGCCCCGCUACAAUGGUAACCCGCAAGCCAAUUCCCGACAAUGCCUCCCUCGAGUCCCCCAUGACGACAAGGCCCGGGCCCUCGGACGAAAGACGUCAGAUGUGGCCGGGAACAGACGGCUCGUCCAGCCCGGAAAACAUCUGGGGCGCCGAGCAAUCUCAGCACCAGCCGACGCCGAGUCCUGGUCGUGGCUCCGACGGCGGAAGCACGAGCAUGGCCACAGUCAUCUCCGACCCGCUUCAGUCCGGGGUCACCCCUCCCGGACCGCCGUCCGCCAGCAAGUACUCGGCUUUUGCUGCGCCCUCGGACGAGAAUGUCUGGAGUGACCACACAUCGAUGUCGCUCACUGCAGACCGCACUGGCGGUAGCGCCGCCAAUCUCAUUGCCCCGGACGCUCUCAGGCCUGGGGCCCACAGGGCCGAGACCAACCCGUUCAAGCGGAAGCCCACUCCCAACUCUGCGGCACACAGCAGUGACCAGCCUGCGUCGACUCCUCUAAUCCUGACCGAACCGCCGACGCCUCCAACUGCCCCAUUCUCCCAGUUGAAUAUCUCGAACGAUGCGAGUAAGAAUCCCUGGGGGCCCGCCCUCGAUGAUAAGUCGCCACAGCAGCCACCACCGCAGCCACUGGCGGCGACGCGGUUGGCGGAGCAAGACGAACUGGGAAAUGACGUCUGGACCUCGGCCAACGUGUCUGCCGACGCAUCCAGGAGGCCAUCAGACAGUAAUUUCACAGGCUCGCCGUCCUUAAUCUCUUUCCCUACGGAGGAAGAUGGUUCCGCAGCUUGGGACGAGGUAGUAGCACCACCGAAGCCACGUGCACCCGUCGGGGCUACUGUGGUUGAGGAAUAUGAGGACAGACACGCAUGGGACGAGGUUGGCGGCGACAAAGCCAAAGGCAAAGCUCCGGAGCAGCCGCCGGCUGCAUCCGCCCAGGACCUGGCCUCUAGUACUGGCCACGGUAGCGACUGGAACUUUGUCGACCAUGACCCGCAACCUGGACAGUUGUCACGGCGAAGCACAUGGGAAGAUUUCGAAGACACACCGCAGAAACUUCGUGCAGAGAAUAACGCCAAAAAUACAAUGAAGGAACUCCACGAGACCCCUCAAAGAGCGCCUGCUGAGACCCUGAUCGAUGUCUCUGAGGGGUCCCAUGGCGAGCCGCAAGGACAGCCCGGGCCCCCACCACCGCCCAGGACGUCGAGCGCAGCGGCUCCAUCACAACCACCCCGACCUGUUGACGGAAAGGCUGAGACGUAUCAGAUCAAGAAUAUCAACUGGUACGACGCCAGCGCGAGUUCUAACCCCCGGACUUCCCCGAUCCUCGUCCAGAACGAAAAUGGGCCAUGCCCCUUGGUGGCGCUUGUCAACGCCCUGACCCUGACCACGCCGGCAGGCGUGCAGACGGCAUUGGUGGAAACACUACGGUCCCGCGAGCAAAUAAGUCUCUCCUUCCUGCUCGACGCCGUGUUUGACGAGCUCAUGUCGCCGCGCAGGCUCGCCGAAGACACGUCGCUCCCGGAUAUCACAGAACUUUAUAGCUUUCUCAAGGGCCUGCACACUGGCAUGAACGUCAACCCACGAUUCGUACCUACAGCAGAAGUCAUCAAAGCUUUCAAGCGGACUUCUCUCACGCACAUUCACCCAACGGAGCGCAGCGACAACAUGAUCCCUGGAACUUUCGAGGACACGAUGGAGAUGCGGCUUUACUCUACCUUUUCUGUCCCGCUGAUACAUGGAUGGCUGCCACCGCCGGGCGACAUGGCGUACGAUGCCUUUGCGCGCAGAGCAGAGUCCUACGAGGACGCCCAGAACCUGCUAUUCCGCGAAGAGGAGCUCGAGGACCGAUUGAUGAGCGGCGGCGGCCACGGACAGGAAGGAGAGGGCCUGACGGAGGAGGAGCAGGGCAUAUACCAGGACAUCUUGACGAUCAAGUCAUUCUUGGCCGAGUCGGGAACGCAACUCACACGGCACGGACUCGAGGUCAUAACGGCGGCCAUGAAACCUGGCGCGGUUGCGAUUCUGUUCCGGAACGACCAUUUCUCAACGCUGUACCGCCACCCACAGACGCUGAGUCUUCUGACACUCGUCACUGAUGCGGGCUACGCAAGCCACGCCGAGGUGGUAUGGGAGUCCUUGCCAGACACGACGGGAGAAAACGCCGAGUUCUUUUCUGGCGACUUCCGUGUCGUCGGAGGUGCUACCCAGCACCAGCAGGAGACGAUGGGCCGCCCACCACAGCAGCAUCAGCGCUCUGUGUCGGAAGGCGGCGACAGGUGGACGGCGGUCACGGGUAGGAGAGAUCGGGGCAAUGGCGGCGGGUCUUCGGCGAUUGGGCCGACGAUGAGCCCCAACGACGGGCCGCCGCUGUCUCCCAGCUCCGAGCAAGAGGACCGCGACCUUGCGCUGGCGAUGCAGCUACAGGAGGAAGAGGACGAACAACAUCGCGCGGAGCAGGCGCGAAGGCAACGGGAGAGACAGCUGUCGGAGCAAUUUAUCGAACAGCAGGCGCGGAGAAAUAGCGCCGCGAGUACCAGUCCUGUCGGUGGUGCUGGGAACGAUGGGGCUUUCACUGGCGGUGGCUUGGUGUCGCAAAUUCCCAAUGCCCGCCGAGGCUCGAGCGCAGCUGGUCAGGCCCCUAUAACCUCUCCAGGCAACCAGGGGAGACGGGUGCACUCUGUUAGCGGCUCGGGGGGAGGGGGCAAUGGCCGUGGCAACGCGGCGUCGGAAAGGACACAGGUCCGGCCUCUCCUCACACCCGUGGCGGCGACGCAACGGGCGGCCGAUGCUGGAGAAGACGCGCCGCCACCAUCGUAUGAACAGGCGUCUAGGCAACAGGCCUAUAUCCCGCCAGAGGGGCACCCGAGCCAUCCUGCCAGCAGCCCGCGCGGCUCCACGGCCUCGGCCUCUAUAGCGGCCAGUUCGCCCAGAGCUAGUAAUACUGGCGUGAGGCAGCGGGGUGCAGUAGCCGGGACAGGGCCAUCCUCGUCGCAUUAUCCGGGCGCCCGGCCUAUGAGGCAGGGCGUCCCGCCUGCGAGUGGCAAUGCUGGGAGGGAUAGGGACUGCGUCGUCAUGUGACAGGCUGUGCGUCUUGCUUCCUCUCAGGCUGUGACUCAAGCAGCGCUCUUUUGGAUUAGUUUUAUCCUUUUUUUUACCCUCUUCACCUUCUCCUUGUCUCGGUUAUUUUUGGCGGCAUGCGGGGGAUGGAAAGAUCAAGUCAUGAUAUAUGGAGACUAGCAUCGGUAUGAAGCCGGGAAUGGGCAAUGAUAACGACUCUGGCCCAUGAGGCCGGUUUUGGGACAGGUGGUUGAAGCAGGCUAUGGUGGAAAUUACGUGAUAUGAUUUAUUACAUGAAUACUAGUAGCACUAUGCAAAGUCUGUAGAAUGAUGGCUGUUGCACGCAAAGACACGUGUCCGCCGCACCUUUUAC